This is a messenger RNA of Anguilla anguilla (European eel), 2517 nucleotides long. RefSeq lists its product as uncharacterized. The coding region runs from base 532 to 1254 and encodes 240 amino acids. NCBI's taxonomy places the organism in Eukaryota, Metazoa, Chordata, Actinopteri, Anguilliformes, Anguillidae. The record is from RefSeq and is a predicted model, not a curated record. Gene Ontology annotation, biological process: regulation of double-strand break repair; protein polyubiquitination. Gene Ontology annotation, cellular component: nucleus. Gene Ontology annotation, molecular function: RNA binding. The transcript has 7 exons.
AACAUGCGCAGUUCUGCCACAGAAGAUUGGAUGUGUUUUUAGCAUCUGGAAAAACAGAUUUGCCAUUAACGUUAACUAGAAUUAAAUGAAAUAUGCUAUCCAACAAACGCAAAACUUUAGCUUAUGUGGAAAAGAUAUGAUAAUAAUAAUCUAAUAAUUAUAGUAGUUAUACACAGACAUAUUUGCUAAGAUUAUUUCUAAAUUGACUUUAUCUAGCUGAUGUUGACUAUACUAGAUAACGCAAACUAGAAAACAUUCUUAGAUAACAAGAGCAGUAGCUAAGUUAGCUAUCUAAUGUUAGCUAUAUUGGAUGUAGUGGCAAAAAAUGUAGCCUGUGUAGGUUAUACUACUGCUACCUCAAUGUCGUUGUUUGCAUGUAAUUGGAGGACAAAUUAGACAGGUAACAUUGCAGCAUAUGUUGUGAUUUGUUUGUUUAUAUUUGAUAUUUUAGCUACCUAGCUAAAACUUAAAAAUGCCAAAAGCAUAUCAACUCAGAAGACACUUGAAUGCAUUUUGAAGACAUCACUCAAUAUGGAGGAUGGGGAGGAUCUUGAGAUGCUGGGGGAGAAGCUGUAUGGCCUAAUAUAUCCUAGGCACGUGGAAAUGGCUGGGAAACUAACAGGGAUGUUGCUGGAGCUGCCUGGUUCUGUACUGGCACAGAUAAUGCAGGAUGAGGCUAUGUUGACUGAGGCUCUGAAUAAAGCAAUCAGUGCUCUCCAGCAGUCCGGGGACAACAGCAGUGAGAUGGAGCCCCAGGAGGAAGAUCAAGCAUCUACUUCCUCAGACUCGCUGGGUGAACAGCUGUACAAGCUUGUGGAAGUCUACAACACUGGUCUCACAGAGAAAAUUACAGGCAUGUUGUUGGAGCAAAAGAAACUGGAGGUGCAGAAACUUCUCUUUGAUCCUGGCCUUUUGGAGGAAAGGGUUAAUAUUGCAUUGAAGAUGCUGGAGGAUGGACAAAGCCCAGAAGAGACGGACGUUAGUGACUUCUCAGAUCCUGAUGACGCAGAGAGGUUGGGGGAGAAACUGUUUGCGAUCGUGCGACAGAUCGAUGCAGUAAAGUGUGCUGACAUCACAGGCAUGCUGCUAGAAAUGGACCAUGGAACACUGAGGCAGGUUCUGAGUGACCAGGCCAUGCUAGAGGCAGCUGUUCAGAAAGCCCAGUCAGCACUGCUGGGACAUGACAGUCACACCCCCUCAGACCACACCACCUUGUCAUCAGGGACAGAUUCUUCAGAGAGCAAGCAGACUUGAGCACAGGACUUGACUGAUCCAGAACACACAGAGUGACUGCGGGUGUAAAGAAGCAUGGACAGACUACUGUGGCUGUCUACAACAAGAGCUUGAGACUGAGGCCUUAGUCAAUAACGUCUCAGCAAUGACUUCUGUACAACACUGCGGUAUGUGUGGCGCUGAGGGGCCCUGAGGGGCCAUGGCAACAAUGCAGUUAAAUAAAUCUUGUCUUCUUCGCAGGGCACUUUGUAUCAAGAGAAAAUAUAAUGUAUAUAUAGUGCCACAUUCCUGAUUCAUAAUCAGAUUUCAAGCUUGAAAAAAGGCCUUACUCCCCAGGUUCAUGUAGUAAUUCUGCACAUUGUAGAUAAAAAAUAUAUUUCUUUUAUAAUGAAAUUGAUUAGGAAAGUUAUUGUGGAAUACAGGAGAAUUUAAUUGUGGUGUUCUCUAUUUUAAUGUAUAUUUUGGACCGUGCCAAUUGGCUCACAAAAAGCUGCCAUUUAUGAGGUUUCAGUCUUUUACCCAUUAUUUCAUAACCAUGAAACCUCAUGAAAGGGGUUAAGGUAUUUGCACAAAAGCAGAUCAAUGUAAUGAAACCCUGAAAAUGAGCUACAGUACAGGCAAAGAAUUUGUUCUGCGGAGGUGCUUAAACAGUGAAUACUCACUGAAGAAGCAGCAGUGAUAAUGUACGGAUAUAAACACAUUAUCUUGGCAAUUUUUGUUAACGUAGGGUGUUUUAAACUUGCUCCUGGUGACCCACUGCAUAUGCAGGUUUUUGAUCCUACCAUAAUUGCAUAGUAAUGAGCUGUUAUCUGUCCUUAAUUAGUUCUGUGUAGCACAUGAUUCCUUUAGAAAGAGGUUACAUUUAUGAAUCGAUGCAAUUAUAGGCUGACAGGGCUACAAUCACUGAGGUCCUUGAAAUUGUGGUCCACUGUUCACUGAAACUAAUCUAUUUGUGAAAAAUGAUGGGUUCAGUAACAGAGCAAAGGGUAGAGAGCCAAACCUGCAUUAUGUUGUAAUUAGCAAAAGUACAAAAUUGUUAGAACCCAAACAUGUUUUCAACAAUCUUAAUUGAUCAAGAUAUUGGCUGUGACCAAAAACUAUACAGGGUGGGUCCACAGGACAGAGUUUACAAACCACUGUGUAAUGAGUGAGUGAAUGCUGUUUUAUCAAUGAAAGUAAUUCAACAUUGUAAUCAUUUAGAAUUUUGCUCCAAAAUGUCUCAAAGUGUCAAGCUGUAGAAGGAAAAUGAUGUCCAUUUAUUUACAAUAAAUUUCUUUACAGGUG